Messenger RNA from Lycium barbarum (goji berry), 642 nucleotides. RefSeq names its product monothiol glutaredoxin-S2-like. NCBI's taxonomy places the organism in Eukaryota, Viridiplantae, Streptophyta, Magnoliopsida, Solanales, Solanaceae. The transcript has a single exon. The coding region runs from base 67 to 375 and encodes 102 amino acids. The record is from RefSeq and is a predicted model, not a curated record.
AUCAACUCACAUCAUCAAUUCAUCACUCUUCCUCUUAUUGUAUUCAUCAAUUUUUCACUAAUUAUAAUGGAGUCAGUGAAGAAAUUGGUAGCAGAAAAGCCAGUGGUUAUGUUCAGCAAAAGCAAGUGUUGCAUGUGCCACACCAUAAAGUCACUCAUAUCAAGUUUUGGUGCUAAUUUAACUGUUUAUGAAAUUGAUGAACUUCCCAAUGGCCUACAAGUGGAGAGAGCAUUGCUGGUACUAGGCCGAAGGCCUAGUGUUCCAGCAGUGUUCAUUGGACAAGAAUUAAUUGGUGGUGCUAAUGAAAUCAUGAGCCUGCAUUUAGAAGGAAAGCUUAUUCCUUUGCUCAAGAAAGCUAAAGCUCUUUGGUUAUAACUUAUGUAUAUAGUACUUUGUAAAACUUUUUUUCUUUUUCUUGCUUUAGGUAUCUGGUACUCGAAAUCUACUGGCAUGACUAGUUCGGACUCACGUCGAGUAUGCUGGUAAAACUACAAUCCACGAUCUUGAAAGUUCAUAUAGUCAAUUGAGCAUAUUUUAUGUAACAUGCUCAAUGAAGACUGUUUCUUAAAUCUCAACACAAGUCCUUGAUGUUUCUUAAGCAUUGUAAUAAAAAAAUUAUAUAUAACUUCAUUGACUCUUGUC